AUGAGUUUCGUGCCCAUCAACCCGCGGCCUAUGCUGCAAGACCUCGUCAACAAGGACAUCGUCGUACGCCUAAAGUGGGGCGAGACCGAGUACAAGGGCAGGCUGGUGUCGACCGACAGCUACAUGAACAUCCAGCUCACCAACGCCCAAGAGUUCAUUGACCAGAAGUUCACAAGUGAUCUGGGGCAAAUCCUCAUCCGGUGCAACAACGUGCUGUGGAUCAAGGCCGCCGACGCCGGAGAGGGAGGAGACGUCACGAUGGAGGGCUGA
This is a messenger RNA of Truncatella angustata, 270 nucleotides long. RefSeq names its product LSM domain-containing protein. The record is from RefSeq and is a predicted model, not a curated record. NCBI's taxonomy places the organism in Eukaryota, Fungi, Ascomycota, Sordariomycetes, Amphisphaeriales, Sporocadaceae. Gene Ontology annotation, biological process: mRNA splicing, via spliceosome; spliceosomal snRNP assembly. Gene Ontology annotation, cellular component: U1 snRNP; catalytic step 2 spliceosome. The coding region runs from base 1 to 270 and encodes 89 amino acids. The transcript has 3 exons. Gene Ontology annotation, molecular function: RNA binding.